This is a messenger RNA of Syngnathoides biaculeatus (alligator pipefish), 2220 nucleotides long. RefSeq names its product probable RNA-binding protein 46. The coding region runs from base 269 to 1837 and encodes 522 amino acids. The record is from RefSeq and is a predicted model, not a curated record. Gene Ontology annotation, molecular function: mRNA binding. Gene Ontology annotation, cellular component: nucleus. The transcript is spliced from 10 exons. NCBI's taxonomy places the organism in Eukaryota, Metazoa, Chordata, Actinopteri, Syngnathiformes, Syngnathidae.
UGAACAGGGCAGAAUCCACCCUGGCGUCCGGUCAAAGAGAUGUUGAAAAGCACGCAAAUGCAGGGAAAGGGGGAGCUCAGCGAUUCCACACCAUGCUAAAACAUUUGCAAUUCCACCGGAACAACAACCAUUUUUUGGUAGCCAUUUUCGUGGUGAAAUUGAAUAUUUGUUCAAUCGUGGAAAGUUAGGACACUUUGCAUCUUUACUUGUGAGGUUCAAACAAGAUGGUUAUUUUUACCCCAUUUUUUUUACAGAUGAUGACCAAGUGAUGGAAGAACAGAGCGCAGCAUCCUCGGUGGGGAUCAUCCAUCUGAGUGGCAUGGAAGAGUUCAGGAAGGAACAGGCCAUUCAGUUGUCAUUGGUGAACCUCAUGGACAGCACGGGAUAUGAUCUUAUCCAGGAGAAUGGGCAGAGGAGGUACGGCGGACCGCCACCAAACUGGGAGGGUCCCGCACCACGCAUUGACUGCGAGGUCUUUGUUGGCAAGAUCCCAACCGACAUGUAUGAAGACGAGCUCGUCCCUCUGUUCGCGAGAGCUGGAACCAUCUAUGAGAUGAGGCUCAUGAUGCAGUUCAACGGACAGAACCGCGGCUACGCCUUCGUGAUGUACACUGACCGGGAGGCGGCCCGAAAAGCUGUCCAGAUGUUGAAUAACUACGAGGUCCGCCGAGGAAAGUUCAUCGGCGUUUCCCGCUCCCUGAAUAAAUGCAGCCUCUUCCUUGGCUGCAUUCCCAAGGACAAGAGUAAAGGGGAGAUCAUGGAGAAGGUCAAUGAGGUAACGGAGGGUCUUUUGGACGUCACCGUGCUUCCAAGCUACACGAGCAAAAACCAAGGCUACGCUUUUUUAGAGUACGAGACCCACAAGGCGGCGGCGUUUGCCCGGAAGGCAUUGAUGGCGAGGGUGAGGUUGUGGGGCAAGCAGAUCUGGGUGAACUGGGCCAAGUGGGACCAGAACAGGAAGGGAGCCAACCAAGAUUCCAUCAAAGCAGUCCAAGUACGGAACCUCUUGCCGAGCACCACAGUGGAAACCCUGCAGUGCGAGUUUGAGCGCUUCAAACCAGACGCAGUGGCGCGGGUGCGGAAGUUCACCCACCACGCCUUCGUUCACUUUAGCUGCCACAGGGAUGCCGUCGAUGCCGCCAGGGCGAUGAAUGGAACCAACAUCGACGGAAACGCCGUGGUCGUGACUCUGGAUACCUACGAAGGGGCGUCGAGGAAAUCCGGCUGGAAAGGCGGGCGGCAAAGCAAGGCACAAAAAGGUGGAGCCACGGGGGUGGUCAACCGGCAGCAUGCUGGCACGGAUGAGAGCUACGCUGUGGAAUCCAUGAACCCUCAUGUCCAGUGGAGCUCUCGGACUCCCGGAGCACCACUUCUAAGGGACCAGGGUGUGUUCUCGCUCGGUCGUGGCUGUCAGCUGUUCCGCGGCAAAUUGCAGCUGCUCCGACCAAACCAGUUCGGCUCCGCUGUGAGUCGGCUGGAGUUGUAUUGCUGCGUGAACAACUUGCUGCCCCCAUGUUACGAGCUCUUCUUUGUGCUGGCUCCAGAAGGGGGCUUCCUGCUGGUUUACAAGGUCACGGGAGAGCCGGAGCCUAUUCCAGCUUCGGGUGAAAGGCGGACUUCACCCAGAGUUGGUCGCCAGUCAGCCGCAGGGCAGACGUCAACACCAUCGCUAAGUGGGAAUCGAUCCCAUGCACCAAAGUCAGACGUGGUGAUGCCGCUGACACAAGAAGUCUUCAUACCAGACAAGGCAUGCGUGCAGGUGGAUGUCGCGAAAGAGCUGGCUGCAGAAUACGUACUGUGGAGUAUUGGUAACAUGCACACUCACAUGGACUGUUAGACAAAGUCACCACCCGUAGCCUUCAUUACUUUCCUCAGCUGAGGACGGCACGUUCACUCUGGUCAGUUCUACACUUAAAAGACAUUCAUAGCUAACUUCAAGCUAUCAGUUGUCAGUCAGACCUGUUAAGAAGAUGGCCUCCCGUUAUCAAUAGCCAUUCUGAUGACGACAUCUUUGAAAUGACUUGGAAAAAUAUUGUUUUAUUGUUGUAUAUAUAUAUGACUGUUAUAUUGUACAUGUGCAUCUUGUUUUUUUCCAAGCUUCAUUUUUGCUCCAGACCAUCGUUCAUUUCUUCUUCUGUCAAUAACAUUUAUCAGUUGCAAUCUUCAGCAGAUUUUGAAUGUCGCUGUGGACAGCCUCAAAUAAAAAAAAUGUUAUCUUUA